AGCAGUCCAAUCGAACGACAGUAAACGACGCGAGUGCGCGAUAAAAUCAGAGACACCGACAACUCCUUUGGAUAAAACAAUAGUGUUUAUUUAAUUCUACUAAAUACAGGAGCAAACUAUAUACUUUCAAAAUGGGUUGUCUAUCGGGAAUAGUCAACUUUAUUUUAUAUAUUGUCAAUAUCGUGUUUUUGAUCGUUGGCAUCCUACUGAUCGUGUUGGGCUCGAUCAUGCUGUCCGAUCUGAGCCGCUUCGAUGUCGCGGGGAGUGGGACGGACCCGAACACCAUCCCCAUCUGCGUCACCGUCCUGGGAGGCCUCAUCUUCGUGGUGUCCUUCUUCGGGUGCUACGGCAUUUUUCGGCAGAGUGUCUGCAUGACCGGCGCGUACACCAGCAUGGUUUUUGUGCUCUUUAUCCUGCAACUGGUGCUUACGUGCUGGGUGUUCGUGAACCGAUCUGCCUUCCUGGGCGAUAUGUCCAAUCUGGUUAACUUGCUCUGGGACUCCCAUGACUACACUGCCAUGGGCGUUCUUGAGGAAACCUUCGGCUGCUGCGGUGAUACGAGCUAUACCAACUACAACAACAUCGGCCUUUCGGUUCCCGGAACCUGCUGCGGCUACCUGGACCGCCAGGCCACAUGCAACACCCCCUCGGUCUACCAGUCGAGGCCCGGCUGCAGCGCCAAGUUCGAGGAGUUCUGGAACGACAACAUGGACAUCAUCCGCUGGUCCGGCCUCGGCCUCUGCAUCUUCGACCUGGUCGUCUUCCUCAUCGCCGGCGCCCUGACCAACUGCAUGCGCAGCCAGAACGCAGGUCGCCAGGUGUACGCCUAAACUUGUGAGGAACAAGCCAAAGGCCAAAGGAUCUACAUAUGUCUACUUAUGUUACCAUAUAACAAACUGUUUUUCGAGCCGUGCCAAUAUUAAUAUAUACGUCUACAUUUCGCCUAUUUAUCAGUUACUACUUAUGUUAUUCUUUAUACUCUUUUUGGAGCAAUGCCAAUAUUAAUAUAUACCGCUACAACAUUU
Molecule: messenger RNA, 1025 nt
Organism: Drosophila melanogaster (fruit fly)
Lineage: Eukaryota; Metazoa; Arthropoda; Insecta; Diptera; Drosophilidae
Gene: Tsp42Ec
Product: tetraspanin 42Ec
Exons: 3
Coding region: 132-830 (232 amino acids)
Cellular component (GO): membrane
Source: RefSeq, marked reviewed